Messenger RNA from Aspergillus nidulans FGSC A4, 693 nucleotides. RefSeq lists its product as uncharacterized. Bases 1 to 693 code for a protein of 230 amino acids. The transcript has 2 exons. Lineage: Eukaryota; Fungi; Ascomycota; Eurotiomycetes; Eurotiales; Aspergillaceae. The record is from RefSeq and is a predicted model, not a curated record.
AUGCUUUCUGAAGAAGACGCUCACACAUACAAAGUCCGAAGACACCCUCUGGUUAGGGCAGCGAAUACCACCGAAGCCAUGGGAUCCAGUCUGAUCAAGAGACUAGCACAUACGCUUGAAAAUCAAAGCGCAAAAACUGCGGUGAUCACCUCAAGGCUGAUUGGUGAUCUAGUCAUUCUGGCCCCUUCCUUUUUCUCCUGGUGCAUCCUGGCGGCACAGCAAUCGGGCAUUACCGUGGCGGAUCGCCCUCGAAACGCAUGGUCAAUCUGGGUCGGAAUUUUUACUUACCAAUCAGCAGCUUGGGAACGUAGACAAUGGUCGAUGUUGGGCGUCAAUACGGUGGCCACCGCUAUUCGGGUGGAUGGCUUUCAUGCAAUCUCCAACUUUAUUUCUGGGCAAGGCUUGCCACGACACAGCGAACAUCCUGAUCUUGCGUCUCCAAAAUCCAGUCUGGAUCAACUGCUCGACGAGUCGAUUAUACUCGCGCUCGAUGUGUCCCCACUGAUUUGCUCCAAGAGGCAGAUCGCCACAGCCACCGUCUUGAAGGUGUGCGGGGGAGUUGGAUUGAUUGGUGCGAAAUUUUGCGAGUUGGAAACCGUUGAGCCAUAUGGCAAUGACUCAGAUAUAGCCUCGCAUCUGCCGAUGGUGGGCGAGACAAAGAGUUACAGCAACAGGUUUUCCCAGUUCACCUAG